AUGAAGAGGACUGCUGAUGAAGCCGCUAUAUCAGUGAUGCCACAGAGGGUGCGCGUUAACAUCGUCGUUCCACCAGAUCCGAUUACAGCUUUUCGGGAAAUAACGUUUGACCUGGAAUGUGAUGCGUCCUUCACCAUUGACUCGGUGAAGUGGGCCUUGAUCGACAAGAUGUAUGCAGUGCUUGGUCGCAACCCCCGCAUUUCGUCAUUUCAACUACAUCAAGAUGGUCGUCAUGUCGAGUACACUCAGCCGAUCACAGUUCUGAGCACGCUGUCGCGAGUUAGGUUUGUUCGUACAGCACCUGACCAGUGGGAGUGA
Molecule: messenger RNA, 318 nt
Organism: Symbiodinium sp. CCMP2592
Lineage: Eukaryota; Dinophyceae; Suessiales; Symbiodiniaceae
Source: the annotation of a GenBank genome assembly